CUCCCUCUCCUCUUAUAAAAAACCAAGAAAACCUAGCCAUCCAUCAGAAGCAACCAAGCUAGCUAGUGCUACACUUGCUGCCAUGGAGGGUGCACUCGCGCGCUCGCUGGCCACCGCCGCCGCCGCCGUCAUGCUCCCGCCACCGCCGGCGGCGAGCUCGCUGAGGCGGAGGAGUAGUAGUAGGGUGGCGGCGAGCGGCCUCCGGGCAAGCGUCAGUGCCAGUACAGCUACGAGUAGUACGAGCAUGGCUCAGCUGGUGGCCGCCGGCGGCGGCAUCGACGAGCUCAGGCUCGUCGACGAACGCGCCGCCGUGGCGGCGCUGCAGCAGCAGCAGCUUCCCGUCGGCGGCUGCGAGGUGGAGAAGCUCCGGGCCGUCGCGGAGGCGGCGGCGGACCGGGCGGAGAUGCACGACAUCAUCGGGAGGCAGCGGGACAACUGGAACCACCUGCUGCUCCACUCCAACAACUCCCUCCUCCUCGCCGCCUCCCUCAUGGCCGCGCUCGCGCCCGCCGCCGCGCCGACCGUCGUGGCGCUCAAGGCGUCCGCGGGGGUCCUCCUGGCCUCCGCCGCCGUCACCAUGGCCGCCGUCAACAAGAUCCAGCCAUCGCAGCUCGCCGAGGAGCAGCGGAACGCCACCAGGCUGUGGAGGCAGCUGGAGCGCGACGUCCGCGCCACGCUCGCGCUCGCCGCCGCGCCGGUGACCAGGGCCGACGUCCACGACGCCAUGGACCGGGUCCUCGCGCUCGACGCCGCCUACCCGCUGCCUCUCCUCCCCGUCAUGCUCGACAAGUUCCCCAACGCCGUCGAGCCCGCCCGGUGGUGGCCGCCGACCAAGAAGCACCAGCAACGCUCUCCGACCAAGGUAGCAGCAACCAAUGGCACCGCGUGCCGGCGAGCCACCUCCAUGGCCGGGAACGGCUGGACCCAAGAGCUGGAGGAGGAGAUGCGCGGCAUCCUCCGUGUCAUCAAGGCCAAGGACGAGAACGAGUACGUCUCCGUCGGCAAGCUGGUCCUCGCCGUCAACAAGCGCCUCGCCGUGGCGGGGCCAGCGCUCGCCGGCGCCGCCGCGCUCGCCGCGGCGUUCAUCGGCUCCGCCGGCGAGGCCGGCGCGUGGGCGUCCGGCGCCGCCGUCAUCGGCGGCGCGCUGGCGGCGGCGGUGAACACCGUCGAGCACGGCGGGCAGGUGGGCAUGGUGUUCGAGCUGUGCCGCAACGUGGCCGGCAUCUACCGGAAGAUCCAGGAGGACAUCGAGGCGAACCUGGAGGAGGCCGACGUCGAGCGGAGGGAGAACGGCGAGGUGUUCGAGACGAAGGUGGCGCUGCAGCUCGGCCGGAGCACGUCGGAGCUCAGGCAGUUCAGGGCGAUGGCCUCGCCGGCGGUCAAGGACGAGGACAUCAGGGAAUUUGCCGGCAAAUUGGUCUAGAUAUAUCCGUUAAUUAAUCCAGUGUAAUCUAGUUAAUUAAUUAGCUGUAUAGUAUAGCACGCUAUAGUCUAAGUGUCCAUCUGAGGAGCCUAGCUGGAGGGAAACUAUUUUUAUUUUUAUCCCUCGAGUAGAUGUAAUUUUAUUUAUUUAAAAACCAUCUGAACAAUUAUAAAAAAUUGUCGAAAAAAUUUGAUAACACUCAUCCAAUAUAUAUGUUAGAUAUAAAAAAAAUACAUUGAGAUAUAAAAAGAUUAAUUUAAUGUAUGAAGAACAAUUUAAUAUAUGUACUAUGGGAUAUUGGUUUCCUUGGUUCUUUGACC
This is a messenger RNA of Oryza sativa Japonica Group (Japanese rice), 1743 nucleotides long. RefSeq names its product probable F-box protein At4g22030. The record is from RefSeq and is a predicted model, not a curated record. Lineage: Eukaryota; Viridiplantae; Streptophyta; Magnoliopsida; Poales; Poaceae.